Menidia menidia (Atlantic silverside) is the source of this 2650-nucleotide messenger RNA. NCBI's taxonomy places the organism in Eukaryota, Metazoa, Chordata, Actinopteri, Atheriniformes, Atherinopsidae. The record is from the annotation of a GenBank genome assembly.
AGAAUCUUCCGAUAUGAUUCUCCAUAGAGACAACAUUCAGUCUGCUGUGCUUCUUUGAGAGAGAAAUUGAGUAACUGCUUCUGAGAGGGUGAUCUUGAAAAAAAUGGCACGCAGAUAGAGUUACAAUGAUCUGGAUGAGAAUCACCGCAGGGAUGAAUGUGACUAAUAAGUCCUACCCAGUCCCAUCCUACCAUGGGGAGGAGAUCCUGGGCAACUACACCUAUCAUCAAAACUACACACUCGCCCCGCCACUUCAACAUGACAAGAUAAGCACCCCCUCACCUGCAGCAUGCGAGCAGCUCCAUAUCGCUGUGGAGGUAUUUCUGAUCCUCGGUAUCAUCUCUUUGCUGGAGAACAUCUUGGUAAUUGCGGCCAUAAUAAAGAACAAGAACCUUCAUUCCCCCAUGUAUUUUUUUGUUUGCAGUCUGGCUGUGGCAGACAUGUUGGUGAGUCUGUCUAACGCCUGGGAGACCAUCAUCAUUUACCUCCUCAACAACAGACAGCUGGUGGCGGAGGAGCACUUCAUCAGGCAAAUGGACAACGUGUUAGACUCAAUGAUCUGCAUCUCUGUUGUGGCAUCCAUGUGCAGUCUGCUGGCCAUUGCUGUGGACAGGUACGUUACGAUCUUCUACGCACUGAGGUAUCACAACAUCAUGACGGUCAGGAGAGCUUGUUGCAUCAUUGGAGGAAUCUGGACCUUCUGCACUGGCUGUGGAAUCGUCUUCAUCAUCUACUCUGAGACAACUCCAGUCAUAAUCUGCCUGGUCGCUAUGUUUUUCGCCAUGCUGCUCAUCAUGGCCUCCCUGUACAGCCACAUGUUCAUGUUGGCCCGCUCGCACGUCAAGCGGAUCGCUGCCCUCCCUGGCUACAACUCCAUCCACCAACGGGCUAGCAUGAAGGGAGCCAUCACGCUAACAAUCCUUCUGGGGAUAUUCAUCGUUUGCUGGGCUCCCUUCUUCCUUCACCUGAUCUUGAUGAUUUCCUGCCCUCGCAAUCUUUAUUGCGUGUGCUUCAUGUCACACUUCAACAUGUACCUCAUUCUCAUAAUGUGCAACGCAGUGAUCGACCCGUUGAUAUACGCGUUCCGGAGUCAGGAAAUGAGAAAGACUUUCAAGGAAAUCAUCUGUUGUUAUGGCCUGAGAAAUGCCUGUACCAACUUCUGGGCUCUAACUGAUAAGUACUGAGAAAAGAUAAUGAGAAGAUGAAUUGACAGGAUGGGUAGAAUACAUUUGAAACACAAGAAAUUCAAAUAUACUGGAUGUGCAAAACACACACUGUUCAGCAGUCGAGUGUACCAUCAGAUUCUAUCCACCAAAUCAUAAAAGCUGAAUUGGAGACUGCCCCCAUUAGUUUCUCUUAAUGCUCCAGUCUUUUAAUGGUUCAGUGUUGUUCCAGUGUAUCCAACAUUUAGACAAAGAGUUGAUUCAUGAGGUGUAUUAUCUAAACACCCAACCGGCACCAUCUGAGGUCAUGAUAUUUUGAAAGUGCGUCACAAAAAAAUUGUGUUAUUUUCUUUCCCCUUGACAUAUUUUCUGUCUUAUUAUGGCUCCCCUUUCAAAUCAAUGAGAUCCAUAAGUGUAUGACUGAUGAGACACACUCUGAGUCAGAGGUUUUUCCUACUAAUAUUAGUGAACUGUGGUGAUUGAAAGACAGCUUAUAUAUUUUCUAUUAAUCACAUGAUAGCAACCCCCAGUGCUGACUCAGCAGAGAAUGCACAUAUCUCUAAUUAACACUAUACACGAAUGAAUAGCAGAUGCAUUGAAGUCUGCAAAAAUAUUUUUUUCUAAAAACCUGCUUGUCCUGGACAUAAUUCUUUUAAUAUUCUAAGUUAUACACCGUUUUUAGUUACCAUUCACCCCAAUGUUACCACAAUGUUUACUUACUACUAUUGGCGAAUAUGUUGAAAUAUCUGUUAAAUAUAUUUCCCUUUAUCCACAUCAUGAAACUAUAUUUUUCUUUCAGCAUUGCAUUUGUCAUAUGUAAAUAACAUUUUGUUGGUCAAUGCCCUCCUUGUGAAUGGUGGAGAAACCCUCUACAGAAAAAAUUGUGCUGUAAAUAUACAUAUACAUCCUCACUAUUUAUGCCUUGAAAAUGCUGGAUAAUUUAUUCUACUUUGUCUAUUUACAAAUAGCUGUUGACUAAAUGGUUUGAAUUGGACCAUAUAUUUCGAUGGUCUUGAGAAGUCUUUUGCUGUGAUUUGCUACUAUAUAAAUGAUGCUGAAUGUCUCUCAGUUGAACAUUAUUUAUAUGUGGACAUGGAUUUUGACUAGUAAACCAUUUAGUGUUUCAGCUCAAUGAAUGUACAGCAGUGCAAGUAAGGAGUAACUUUGCUAUUUCUGUCAAAAAACAAAUUCUAGGAGAAAGUCUUUCCUUUCAGAAAAAAACUAAAUGACAAAUGAAAAAAAGUGGCAGAUAUGGAUGGCUGUCAUGUAACUCAUCAACAGCAACAAAUCUAGCUGGAGGCUAAAUAAGUGAAAUUAAACAUAAAAAGAUCAAGAUGGGUUGGAAAAGUGAGAUGCAACAUAUUCAUAUUUAAAUUAAUUGAGCUCACCAUAAACUCAGUUGUACAAAAAGCCAUUUAACCCUAUAAUGCCAAAUGUAUCAUAUUUGAUUCAUACGGUUUCUGAAAUGUUUUGCGUCUGACUCCUUU